This is a messenger RNA of Colossoma macropomum (tambaqui), 4762 nucleotides long. It is a transcript of the gene rims2a, whose product is annotated as regulating synaptic membrane exocytosis 2a. The record is from RefSeq and is a predicted model, not a curated record. Gene Ontology annotation, cellular component: presynaptic membrane; cytoskeleton of presynaptic active zone. NCBI's taxonomy places the organism in Eukaryota, Metazoa, Chordata, Actinopteri, Characiformes, Serrasalmidae. Gene Ontology annotation, biological process: positive regulation of synaptic transmission; regulation of synaptic plasticity; calcium ion-regulated exocytosis of neurotransmitter. Gene Ontology annotation, molecular function: transmembrane transporter binding; small GTPase binding.
GCGCUGGGCUGCGCUCCUCUUCUUCCCCUGGAGGUAGUCGCUCGCUCCGUCGGUCGGUUGAUGGAGGUGCGGGAGCUGAACCUGAAUCAUCGCUGAAGGAAGGAAGCGCUAAAGCACGCAAGAAGGAAGGAAGGGGGGAAUAAAAAAAAUACUAAUAACGAUGCAGUUUGAGACGCUGCGUCAGUUCUGUAGCUCGGUGCUGUCCCAUUUUAAUGGGGCUUUCAGUGCGCCCCAGAACAUUUUACAGACGGAGCUGCUGGAGCAGGCGCUCAGCAACAUCGGGAAAAGAAGCCCAUCAGCAUCCAGGGACCCGAACCAAAAGUACGACCAAAGGGAGGAGCGGGCCGAGCCCUCACAGUAUGCCCCGGGGGAGGCUGGCAUGCCACGAUCACCAUCCGACUACGGGGCCGGGGAGCGGCAGCGGCGCGGAGGCUAUGGCCCCUACGAGGAUGCAGAAUCGGCGCGAGGGGCAUACCGUGCUCGGCGAGGUGGAUGGCACUCUCAGGAGGAAUACCCACCUGAGCCAGGAUUCAUCCCUGAUGGCCCACUGCUGAGCGAGCAUGAGCUGCAGAGGCAGCGACAGGAGGAGUACCAGACCCGUUACCGCAGCGACCCUAACCUGGCCCGAUAUCCGGUCAAACCGCAGCCAUACGAGGAGCAGAUGCGGAUGCAUGCUGAAAUGUCCCGCUUUCGACAUGAGCGUCGCCAUAGCGACGUCUCACUGGCCUAUACAGAAAUGGAUGAUCGCUUGGGACCCCCUCUUAGGCCUCAUUACCCUCCUGGUCCUGGUCAUCCUCACCACACCCACCGGACAUCCAACCACAGCCCGCCGGCGGGGAGUGGACCUGUUGGGGUGGAACCACCACCGCUGAGGCGGAGUCAGCAGCACCUGGAACCCGGCUCGGCUGUGCGCAAGAGCAAGCGGGAGAAGAUGGAGAGCAUGCUGCGCAACGACUCACUCAGCUCUGACCAAUCUGAGUCUGUGCGGCCGCCGCCGCCCAAACCGCACAAAAGCAAGCGUGGGGGAAAGAUGAGGCAGGUGUCCCUCAGCAGCUCUGAGGAGGAACUGGCCACAACGCCAGAGUAUACCAGCUGUGAGGAUGUGGAGAUCGAGAGCGAGUCAGUCAGCGAGAAAGGAGAUUUAGAUGGCCACUGGUGGGACCAUGCGACGUGGCAUAGCAGCGAUACCUCCUCUAUGUCUUUGCACCCUGUCACGUGGCAGCCGUCCAAAGAUGGGGAUCGGCUGAUUGGCCGGAUUUUGCUCAACAAGCGCCUGAAGGACGGGAGCGUGCCGCGGGACUCCGGAGCGCUCCUGGGUUUAAAGGUGGUCGGGGGGAAAAUGACAGAGUCUGGUAGACUUUGUGCAUUUAUCACCAAAGUAAGGAAAGGAAGUCUAGCAGACACUGUUGGACACCUCAGACCAGGUGAUCAAGUCUUGGAGUGGAAUGGGAGGAAUUUACAAGGAGCCACAUUUAAAGAAGUUUACAAUAUCAUUUUAGAAUCAAAGCCAGAGCCUCAGGUGGAACUAGUCGUCUCCCGGCCUAUUGGAGAUAUCCCCAGGAUACCAGACAGUGCACAUACACAGCUGGAAUCAAGUUCCAGCUCUUUUGAGUCGCAGAAAAUGGAGCGGCCGUCCAUAUCCGUCACAUCCCCCAUGAGCCCCGGCAUGCUGCGAGACGCACCCCAGUACUUAUCCGGACAGCUCUCAGUCAAACUCUGGUACGAUAAAGUGGGCCAUCAGCUCAUUGUCACCAUCCUGGGGGCCAAGGACCUGCCUUCGCGGGAAGACGGCCGGCCGAGAAACCCCUAUGUCAAAAUCUACUUCCUCCCAGACAGAAGCGACAAAAGCAAGAGAAGAACAAAAACAGUAAAGAAAUCACUGGAGCCCAAAUGGAAUCAGACUUUUAUGUACUCUCCCGUGCACCGGCGGGAGUUUCGGGAGCGCAUGCUUGAGAUCACGCUGUGGGACCAGGCGCGUGUCCGAGAGGAGGAGAGUGAGUUCCUGGGAGAGAUUCUGAUCGAACUGGAGACAGCGUUGAUGGACGAUGAGCCUCACUGGUACAAGCUGCAGACACAUGACGUCUCCUCAGUGCCCCUGCCCAAGAGCUCCCCCUACCUGCAGAGAAGAACACUGCAUGGAGACAGCACUGCACGCAGACUGCAGAGAUCUCAUAGGAUUAGUGACAGUGAGAUCUCCGACUAUGACUGUGAGGACGGUGUUGGAGUCGUGUCAGAUUACAGACAAAAUGGACGGGACCUUCAGAGCUCCACUCUUUCCGUGCCAGAGCAGGUCUUGUCGUCCAAUCACUGCUCGCGGUCGGCGGACAUAAACCGAGCGCGCUCACGGUCACCUAGUGUUCCCCCUCCUCAGAGGAAUUACGGUGCACCGGACAGGCACGAAUUUCACCACAGGUCCCGUUCGGCUGACCAGCGGCCCGCUAUGGAACGUUCCAUGUACACCCGCUCCCGCUCCACAGAGCGACCCCCAGACGGCCACCACAUGAGAUCGUCCAUGCCCACCCUGCCAUCCGGACACUCUGCGCCACCCUCCCCCGCCUUAACGAGGGCGCACCCCCGCAGCGGAUCGGUCCAAACCAGUCCCACCAGCACGCCCAUGAACAGCAGGAGAGGCCGGCAGCUACCACAGCUGCCUCCGAAGGGAACACUAGAGAGAAAAGAUGGACGGGAAGAAGUCGAGCCGUAUCCAGGUGCCAUGGACGUGGAGGAAAGAGCACGGCAGAUGAAGCUAAAGGUGGAAAAGUUUAAGCAGGGAGCUGCGUCCGACUCCAGGCUGGACCAAGACCACCAUUUAAAGCGGACAGGCAGGGACGGUCAGCGAGGGACGGAUAACCUCUCGGCCAAGUCAUCAGACAGCGACGUGAGCGACGUGUCCGCUGUGUCGAGAAGCAGCAGUGCCUCUCGCUUCAGCAGCGCGAGCUACAUGUCCGUCCAGUCCGAACGGCCGCGGGGCAGCCGCAAGAUCAGCGACUUUACAUCCAAAAUGAAAAACAGGCAAAUGGGCGUGACGAGUGGCAGCAACAUGACCAAAAGCACCAGCAUCGGUGGAGAGAUAUGCAGCCUGGAGAAGACGGACGGCAGCCAGUCGGACACAGCCGUGGGCCUGGUGGGCACAGACAACAAGAAGAGGCGCUCCAGCAUUGGGGCCAAGAUGGCUGCAGUGGUGGGCAUGUCCCGCAAGAGCCGCAGCGCCUCACAGCUCAGCCAGACAGAAGCCGGAGGGAAGAAAUUGCGAAGCACGAUUCAGAGGAGCACAGAAACAGGCCUGGCUGUGGAGAUGAGAAACAGAAUGACCCGGCAGGCCAGUCGCGAAUCCACAGACGGAAGCAUGAACAGCUUUAGCUCCGAGGGAAACCUCAUCUUCCCUGGAGUGAGACUGUCUUCAGACAGCCAGUUUAGUGACUUCCUGGAUGGACUAGGCCCUGCUCAACUGGUGGGCAGACAGACUUUGGCCACACCUCCUAUGGGCGACAUUCAGAUCGGAAUGGUGGAGAAGAAAGGAGCCCUGGAGGUGGAAGUCAUUCGGGCCAGAGGCCUCGUGGGGAAACCAGGAUCCAAGGCACUGCCAGCCCCUUACGUGAAGGUCUACCUUUUGGAGAAUGGAGCCUGCAUAGCCAAAAAGAAAACAAAAGUAGCACGCAAAACCUUGGACCCUCUUUACCAGCAGCAACUGUCAUUUGAGGAGAGUCCAGGAGGGAAGGUCUUACAGAUCAUCGUGUGGGGAGACUAUGGGCGAAUGGACCAUAAAUCUUUUAUGGGAGCUGUUCAGAUUCUUUUAGACGAGCUGGACUUGUCCAACAUGGUGAUUGGCUGGUUCAAGCUCUUUCCUCCUUCCUCGUUGGUGGACCCGACGUUGGCCCCCUUGACUAGAAGAGCUUCCCAGUCGUCUCUGGACAGCGGGUCUGGACCAUUCGGUCGCUCGUAGCGGUGCGCUGAUCGGUAGCGUUGUUGUAGCAGCCAGUGGGCGGGAGUUUUCAGAUUUUGCGACGGGUCGCGCCCCUCCCCCCGGUAACACACUGCAUGCUUGGUGUUGUGUCUUCUGAGCCUGUUUCUUAGGGGAGAAAAUAAAAGCGGUCCUGUGUUUGCUCGCAAAAAACAAAAAAAUAACGAUGAUAAUAAAUAAAACCUGAAACCUCGCACAUCAUCGUGCAUGAAGAGUGCCCCCACCAGACGGGGAACAGGCAGAUAAAGGAAGCUGGAGAUGGACUCCUGUUUUGUCCUAUUUGAAGCCAUUGGGUAUGGGUUUGAACUAGGAACCAGUGACUGAGUUCUACAGAAGCCCUGUUUUGUUUUUUUUGGUUUUUUUUUGAAACACAAGGAGGAAAAAAAAAUUAUCGUUACGUUUUCUUUCUCUUCCAUUUUUGUUCAUUGUUUGUUUUAAACGUUGAUGUAUUUGUAUGUAAAUGGGCUAACAGUGUUUCUUAUCAGAGCCUGGGUCAUGCCAUGCCAACAGAUCCAGAGAUACACACUGAGAGCUUGAAUUAUAGUGAGACUGCGCAGAGUACGAGCCCUAAUCAGUGGCCACAACCUUAAACCACCUGCACAGAUAUGCACACAUUGUAGUUGAUCACGAGACUGUUUGUAGACUUUUAAAAUGCAAUACAGAGAAGGCUGUCAGCAUCUGUAAAAGUGAAGAUCUGAAAUCCUAACAGGAAUGGAUUCUCUGUUGAUGUUGUAUGUAAAGGGGACUCUCUUUUUUGUUUUUGGUUAUUAUUUAUUUGAUUUUAUUUUUGCAUGGACACAA